Molecule: messenger RNA, 4432 nt
Organism: Camellia sinensis
Lineage: Eukaryota; Viridiplantae; Streptophyta; Magnoliopsida; Ericales; Theaceae
Gene: PHYC
Product: phytochrome C
Biological process (GO): regulation of DNA-templated transcription; protein-tetrapyrrole linkage; detection of visible light
Molecular function (GO): protein homodimerization activity; photoreceptor activity; phosphorelay sensor kinase activity
Source: RefSeq, a predicted model, not a curated record
GUUUUUUUUUUUUUUUUUUUUUGGUGGUGAAAUACUAGUUAGAUAAGUUAUUGGAGAAUCCAUUUAUGGAGACCCUUUUGUUUUCUUUGGUGGGUUUUGGGUAGAGAAUCGAAUCGAAUCAUGGGAUGGGUUUGAACUCUAUCACCUUCUUUUUCGUGGGUUGUGGAGAGAGAAAAAGUUGGUCUCUUUUCUUCUUUUUCAUGAUGCCCUCUUAAAUUUGGUAGAUACUGUUUGUUAAUUUGAUUUGGGUUGGUUUGAUCUGAGUUUAUUCUGUGAAUUAUUUGGUAUUGAGCACAUCUUUGGAGAUUCCAUGUCGGAAGGACUUGAAUUCCUUUUGGUUUUUUGUCUUGUUUUGGAAGAUUCCAUCAGUCUAUUGUAGAGAGGUCAUAAGAAGUAGAAGUGGAAUUGAAGUGGAAUUUGAGUUAAGAAAUGUCAUCUAAAUCCACAAACAAGACGAAUUGUUCCAGGAGCAGCUCUGCUCGAACAAAGCACGAUGCGCGUGUGGUUGCACAGACGCCCAUCGAUGCUAAGCUUCAUGUGGACUUUGAAGAGUCGGAACGAGGGUUAUUUGAUAAAUCCACAUCGGUUGAUGUUAAUGUAUCGAGUUCUACAGGUAAUGUCCCCUCUUCUACUGUAUCUGCUUAUUUGCAGAAAAUGCAAAGAGGUAGUCUAAUCCAGCCAUUUGGUUGUAUGAUUGCUGUUGAUGAGCGGAAUUUCGCUGUCCUUGGAUACAGUGAAAACGCCAUAGAAAUGUUGGAAUUGUCCCCCCACGCAGUUCCAAGCAUUGAGCAAAAAGAAGCUCUGACAUUUGGAACUGAUGUUCGGACUCUAUUUCGAUCCUCAAGCGCUGCUGCACUGCAAAAAGCAGCGAGUUUCGGGGAAAUUAAUCUCAUUAACCCGGUAUUGGUUCAUUGUAGAAAUUCAGGAAAGCCCUUUUAUGCAAUUCUUCAUCGCAUUGAUGUGGGAUUAGUUAUAGAUUUGGAGCCUGUCAAUCCAGCUGAUGUGCCAGUGACAGCAGCUGGGGCUUUAAAACCAUAUAAGCUUGCAGCCAAAUCCAUAUCAAGAUUGCAGUCUUUGCCAAGUGGGAAUAUAUCACUGUUAUGUGAUGUGUUAGUGGGGGAAUUAAGUGAUUUGACGGGUUAUGAUCGAGUAAUGGUGUAUAAAUUUCAUGAAGAUGAGCACGGGGAAGUUGUUUCUGAGUGCCGCAGACCUGAAUUGGAACCUUAUCUUGGAUUGCAUUAUCCUUCUACUGAUAUACCACAAGCUUCAAGAUUUCUUUUCAUGAAAAAUAAGGUCAGAAUGAUAUGUGAUUGCCUGGCCCCUCCGGUUAAAGUUAUUCAAGACAAGAGAUUGGAUCAGCCGUUGAGUCUUUGUGGAUCCACAUUAAGAUCUCCACACGGGUGUCAUACUCAAUAUAUGACAAAUAUGGGUUCUCUCGCAUCUCUUGUGAUGUCGGUCACAAUCAACGAGGAAGGUGAUGAGACUGAGAGUGAUCAGCAAAGGGGAAGAAAGUUGUGGGGUUUGGUGGUCUGUCAUCACACAAGCCCUCGGUUUGUUUCGUUUCCUUUGAGAUGCGCGUGCGAGUUCUUGGUUCAAGUUUUUGGCGUUCAGAUUAACAAGGAAGUGGAGUUGGCUGCUCAACUAAGGGAAAAACAUAUUUUGCGGACACAAACAGUGCUUUGUGAUAUGCUCCUAAGAGAUGCUCCUAUGGGAAUCGUCACUCAAUCGCCCAAUGUUAUGGAUCUUGUUAAGUGUGAUGGAGCAGCAUUGUACUACGGGAACAAAUUUUGGUUACUUGGGGUCACCCCUUCAGAGCCACAAAUCAGAGAUGUAGCCGAUUGGCUUCUUGAGUACCACGGUGAGAGUACAGGGUUAAGUACUGAUAGCCUCAUGGAAGCAGGUUAUCUGGGCGCUUCCAUCCUUGGUGAUGCUGUUUGUGGAAUGGCUGCUGUGAAAAUUACAAGAAAGGACUUCCUUUUUUGGUUCCGGUCCCACGCGGCAAAGGAGAUCAAGUGGGGUGGUGCAAAACAUGAUCCUAGUGACAAAGAUGAUGGAAGAAAAAUGCACCCCAGAUCAUCAUUUAAGGCUUUUCUCGAGGUGGUUAAAAGGCGGAGUUUACCGUGGGAAGAUGUGGAAAUGGAUGCGAUCCAUUCCUUGCAACUGAUAUUGAGAGGGUCGUUGCAAGAUGCGGUCAUGGAUGAUUCCAAAUUGAUAGUGAAUGUUCCAUCGGUUGACACCAGUAUACAAAGGGUGGACGAGCUUCGUGUUGUUACCAACGAAAUGGUUCGUCUUAUUGAGACAGCUUCGGUUCCCAUCUUGGCUGUUGAUGCCUCUGGUAAUGUUAAUGGGUGGAAUACUAAAAUAGCCGAGCUAACUGGGUUAAGUAUGCAGGAAGCCAUUGGCGCGCCUUUUGUGAAUCUUGUGGUGAAUGAUUCAAUUGAUGUAGUGAAAAACAUGCUCUUCCUGGCUUCACAAGGUACAGAAGAGCAAAAUAUUGAAAUUAAGCUUAAAACUUUUGGUCAUCAGGAAAACAAUGGUCCUGUUAUUUUGGUUGCUAAUGCAUGUUGUAGUCGAGACUUGAAUAAAAAUAUUGUUGGGGUUUGCUUUGUUGGGCAAGAUAUUACUGGGCAAAAGAUGAUCAUGGACAAAUAUACUCGAAUUCAAGGUGAUUAUGCUGGAAUUGUACGGAACCCUUGUGCACUUAUUCCUCCAAUAUUUAUGAUGGACGAGCAUGGUCGAUGCUUGGAGUGGAACGAUGUAAUGCAAAAAUUGUCUGGUGUAAAGAGAGAAGAAGCCACUGAUCGGAUGCUUCUAGGAGAGGUCUUUACAGUCAACAAUUUCGGUUGUCGGCUCAAAGAUCAGGACACGUUAACGAAGCUGCGGAUAUUACUGAAUGGGGUAAUUGCUGGCCAAGAUGCAGAUAAAUUGUUAUUUGGGUUUUUUGAUCCGCGGGGUAACUGUGUUGAGGCUUUACUUUCUGCUAACAGAAGGAUUGAUUCAGAGGGAAGGAUUACUGGGGUUUUAUGCUUUUUGCACGUGGCUAGUCCUGAACUUCAAUAUGCAUUGCAAGUGCAAAGGAUAUCAGAACAGGCUGCAACCAAUAGCCUCACGAAAUUGGCUUAUAUUCGUCGUGAAAUCAAAAACCCUUUAAAUGGGAUAGAGGUUAUGCAGAAUCUAAUGGCAUCUUCUAUUUUAAGCAAAGAGCAGAAGCAACUACUGAGGACGAGCACGUUGUGUCGGGAACAAUUAGCCAAGAUUGUUGAUGACACUGACAUUGAGAGUAUUGAGGAAAGCUAUAUGGAAAUGAACUCAAGUGAAUUUAAUCUCGGGGAUGUUCUGGAAGUGGUCAUAAAUCAAGCCAUGACUCUGAGUCGGGAGCGGCAAGUGCAGAUCAUAUAUGACUCACCAGCCGAAGUGUCAUCCAUGUUCUUGUAUGGCGACAACUUGAGGCUUCAGCAAGUCCUUUCAGAUUUUCUAACAACCGCUGUCAUUUUCACUCCUGCAUUUGAAGAGUCCUCAGUUCUGCUCAAGCUGAUUCCAAGGAAGGAACGGAUAGGAACAAAAAUUCAUGUCGUUCAUCUUGAGUUUCGGAUCACCCAUCCAGCCCCGGGGAUCCCACCAGACUUGAUUCAAGAGAUGUUUCAACACAACCAGUGUGUGUCAAGAGAGGGUCUUGCCUUGUAUAUCAGCCAAAAGCUCGUAAAGAUCAUGAACGGCACUGUCCAAUAUCUUAGAGAGGCAGAGAGAUCAUCCUUCAUAAUUCUCGUAGAAUUCCCAUUGGUUGAGCAGACAAAUCGCCAACGAAGCCAACAGCUCGAAGCAUCCUGAGGAAAAGGCAAACGAUCUUCACAGCCAUCUUCACACAUGACCUAGUCAGUGCCACAUCAUCUGGGUGAAAAGGGUGCCUAAAUAGCUCAGAGUGGAUGAACAAUUACUUGGGAUGGUGGAUGAUUCUGUAAAUGAUGCUGCUUACUUGGCGAACUGGGUUUAUCUCAUUAAAUUUUUCCAAGCGGGUAUUACCAGAAGAAUGCAGUGCUUCAUUCUCGGUCUUUUUUCCCAGGAAAAUUUUGGUACAUGUACUCUUUUGGUUGAAAUUCUUGUAUCUGUGGGUUCACAAGGAGGUGUUUCAGGCACAAUGUACAGAGGCCUCUCUUGGUGUUGAUUAACACAAGACUCCGAUGAAUCGGAUCCAAUUAUAGAUGUGGACUAAGAUUGUAUCUUGUUUAGAGUAGAAUCAGUGUGUAACUGUAUUAUGUUCCAUUGCGCUCAGAUUGAUUCGCCCAAAUUGUACUUUUAAGUUUGUAGAAGGUGCUGAAACACAUGAUCUUAACCCCUUUUUCUCUCCCCAGCAGAAAAUUUGUUCUUUGUACAUCAGAUUAGCAGGCAUUUGUGGCCUUAAAAAGGAAAUAUUCAUGUUUGCGCGAAAAAAAAA